CACCAAAUCAAGACAAAGGGAAAGGCACAAUAAGAAGCCCAUGAACGACAGUUUGGUCUUUGUACUGUGAAGAAGAGAGAGAGAGAGAGAGCUAGCGCUAGGAACAAUAAUGGUGGUGAAGGUGUAUGGUCCACUCUAUGCUUCCCCAAAGCGUGUGAUCGUUUGUCUAAUUGAGAAAGGGAUUGAAUUUGAGACUGUUCCCAUUGAUAUCAUCAAAGGGGAACACAACCUUCCUGAAUUUCUCCAACUACAGCCCUUUGGAGCUCUUCCUGUCAUUCAAGAUGGAGACUACACUUUAUUUG
Molecule: messenger RNA, 302 nt
Organism: Camellia sinensis
Lineage: Eukaryota; Viridiplantae; Streptophyta; Magnoliopsida; Ericales; Theaceae
Source: RefSeq, a predicted model, not a curated record